Messenger RNA from Pseudo-nitzschia multistriata, 1458 nucleotides. Lineage: Eukaryota; Bacillariophyta; Bacillariophyceae; Bacillariales; Bacillariaceae. The record is from the annotation of a GenBank genome assembly.
GGAACAACGAUGCAUCAUCGUCAAUAUUUUUCUGGUUUUCAUUUUUCUUGAGAUCGAUUCAUUCGAAAAUGAGAAAUGGCGACGACGAUAGUAGUAUCGUACUGGAACAGGUACCAAACGACGAUGUCGAUCAAGGGACCGUGUGUUCAUACGAGUAUCAUUGAAGAAUUCAUUAUGUACAUAGUACGCAAUUCGCGGUCAACAAUGGGAAACCAACUACCCAAAGGCCAUAAAAAUAUGUUCUCGAUUCAUACCGUGUUUUCAAUACUCUGUUUCCUUGGGUUGGUUUCCGAUGUUGCCAGUCUGUCGGCAACUCCCAAGGUACAACCUCCGAGCAAAAACCCAGACGUGCUACGAUCCUUCGUGUUCGGAAACGAUGACGCUAGGUGCUGGGAGUUGUUGUCUCCAUCGGAGCCGAUCGAAGACGAGGAAGAGGAUGAAGUGGAAUAUUGGUACCCUAUCACGAGGCGGUAUUUCGAAUUUUCGAUUCCACCGUCGCAAUCGUCAGAAACRUUGGUCCAGAGCACUUCUACCACCAUGAUCCGACAAACGUCGUUCGGAUGCGGGAAGCUGGGAUACGAGUUGUGGGACAGCAGCAUAGCGCUCUGUUUGCACCUCGGCCGGCAGCUGCCUCUGAUCGAGGGAAAGAGGAUACUCGAACUGGGAUCCGGCUGCGGAUUGCCGUCCGUCGUGUGCCGAGACCUGCUGCAAGCGGACGCCGUUCUGGCGACCGACUUUUGGCAAGAAGACGGCGACGGCUUCGACGGCGACMGGCUGGUCCCGACAAAGUUCCACGGGAUGAACCUGGAGUACAACGUUGUGGCGGCACGUGGCAACAAACGCAGGGAAGCCGCCGUCCAGAGACUCGAUUGGCACGACCGAGCCAGCGCCGUAUCGGCGAGGGAAUCCUUCCGACCCGACGUCGUCAUAGGAAGCGAUCUAAUGUAUUAUCCGAUGGACAUCGAGCCGCUGCUGAACGUACUGGAAACCUUUCUGGUGGAAGACGGGGACAGAGACGGCGCCGAUGGCAAACAAGCAACGGAAACCCGGGUCUUUCUGGUGUCGGCGCUGGCACCAGCCGAGCGAGAGGCUCUCCCAGAAUUCCGGUCAAAACUGCCGGUGCGAUUUUCUGCUACACACACGGUGACCAUGAAAGAGAUGGCCCUUGGUUGCGAAGAAACCGAAGGAGAGGACCACAAGUUUCUCCUGAUCGACAUCGUCCCAAAACAAAAAACGUCGUCAUAGUUCGGCGUGCAUUUGUCACCCACAACCCAUGUCCGAAUUUGCAAAAACACAUUAUAUACUGCCACCAAUAUACUUAUCACACCCAGGUUGCAGCAAAGAGACUCUUGAAUACAGUUACAUACUUUAUAAGUGUACUACCGUAACACUAAAAUGAAUUCCGAUAGAAAUGUGUUCGAUGUACCAGUAAUACAAUAAUACAAUGAACAUUAUCCC